Molecule: messenger RNA, 771 nt
Organism: Kwoniella shivajii
Lineage: Eukaryota; Fungi; Basidiomycota; Tremellomycetes; Tremellales; Cryptococcaceae
Exons: 2
Coding region: 1-771 (256 amino acids)
Source: RefSeq, a predicted model, not a curated record
AUGUCUACUCCAAAGCCAGACGCAGCUACAAAACCUGCGGUCAGCAAUCUUAGCACUGAGAAACCUGCCGAUGGUUUCAAAGCCCAGACACCAGAGGCCAAGCGAAAAUGGCUAGAACAACACGCAUCGCCGGAUGCCCCAGAUGUGGCACUUUGGGAUAUCUACAGUUCCAACAAGACUAUGAACGCCAACUUGAAACUCGUGCGAGACGCCCUCGACGGUGUGCGGACCAAUAUCGUCAAUAAACAACUGGACAAGGGAAGCGCCAAGGAGACAGCAGUCAAUGCCAUCUUCGAUACACUUACGGUAGCCCUGAAAGCGUACGCUAGAGCUGUGUACAAUGCAGCCAAAGACCUCGAUGAUACCGGGGGAUUUCAAUCUCAUCAGUCUACUCCCGAUCUGCAGGAUCCGGACGCGGAAGUUGACGACACCUCUCCCAAGGCCCUUAAGACCCAGCUCCUUUCUGUUCUGUCUUUGGUAGAAAGUGCUGCCCCAUUCCUUCAGAAACGCAACUCCCGACUAGGUAUUACUUAUGCGGAGCUGAUUAACACAAUAGUUGAAGCUUUGGGCGAGCUCCUUGUUGAAUUGGUAUUCACCACUAAACCAGACAAAACAAACACAGCCGCUCUCAAUAUCACCUCUACUGUAGAAGUAAAUGAGCAACAGAUCGACACCACGAUGCCUACCAUGUUCAAAAGUCUCCAAGAUCAAGUCGACGAUAAUCUCGCAAAAUCUACUGCAGACCUAGACCUGACCCCGGUUGAAGGGUAA